AUAACCGAACUGGAUCUCCGUUCGUCGCCCACUCGCCCUCACGCGAAGACUGCGAUUCCCGCCGUCAGUCCCCUUCCUUCCCAGACAGCAAUCAGAGAACUCGGUCGCCAUGGAUCCUCAGCCAGAGCCAGUCAGCUACAUCUGUGGAGAUUGUGGGACGGAGAACACUCUGAAGCCCGGCGAUGUCAUCCAGUGCCGAGAGUGCGGUUACCGUAUCCUCUACAAGAAGCGCACCCGCCGAAUUGUUCAGUACGAGGCACGCUAGAGAACGAUUCACUUGCUGAUGACUGUGUUUACUUGAGUUGUUUGUGAUAAUCUGAAAGGGCUAUGUUUGCCAGUAACUAAGACAAUAUAUAAUGAAUAUAUUGAUGUUGGCGCGUUGCAGUAUGUAAAAGUCGCUCAGACAGACGAAAUGGCAUGAACUGUGCCAUUUGUGACACUUUGAUGUGUUUGAUGGAAUUGUGUUAGUUCUGU
Molecule: messenger RNA, 474 nt
Organism: Linum tenue
Lineage: Eukaryota; Viridiplantae; Streptophyta; Magnoliopsida; Malpighiales; Linaceae
Source: the annotation of a GenBank genome assembly